Molecule: messenger RNA, 978 nt
Organism: Ogataea philodendri
Lineage: Eukaryota; Fungi; Ascomycota; Pichiomycetes; Pichiales; Pichiaceae
Exons: 1
Coding region: 1-978 (325 amino acids)
Cellular component (GO): catalytic step 2 spliceosome; striated muscle dense body; nucleolus
Molecular function (GO): actin filament binding
Source: RefSeq, a predicted model, not a curated record
AUGGUCACAAAGCUUACAUUUAAAGGCGAGAAAAGAGCAAAAAGUCGACCUGAUGGCGACAAAAAACGCCACAAGAAGCGAGAAUCUACUCCUGUGGAGGCCGAUAGCGUCAAAAUGGUGCACGCCAACGGAGUUCUAACUGAGAUAUCAGACAUCCCAAAAGAUUUUUUGGAGUACGGGUGGACGGUUGCCAGUACGGGUAAAGAUUUGAACGGCCCAAUGAUCUUAUGUUUUGAUAGAAAGGGUCAGUACGGGAUGUUUUCAUUCAACCAGGAAAGUGGCAUGAUCGUUAGCGCCGACGACGAGAUAGACGUUGCGGAAGAGGCUAUCAACUUUGUUGAUUUUGUUCCCCAAACUCCGCUUUUCAAGUUCGAACCAACACAAGUGACGCAAGUGUUUGUUGCUGUGGACAUUCGGAACUUCAUCAAGCUUACACAGAAAGAACAGGAACAACCGGAGACGAUAACUCGGCUGGCUCUGAAAAAUAAUGAGGGGAAGUACUUGUCGCUGGAUGCCGAGACAAACUCGCUGGUCCAGACAGAUGUGCUCACCGAAAACGCAAUCUUUAACUUUAAUGCGCACGGUUCAGAGAAAGGAACGCAAUUUUUGAUAUCGGUAGGACCUUUGGAAGCCAAAAACAAGCUGAUUAUUACUGAUGAGCUUAAAUUCCGCAUCAUCCAGGACUCCGAUGAUUUACUGGACGAUCUAAACGCAUUUCAUAUUCGCAUACAAACCAAAAACUCCACCAUGGGACUGAGUAUUCUAUCUUCCGCGGACGGAACAAUCAGCCAGGCUACAGAUAGUGUCGUAGAUUUUAGACAGACGCAGGUCAACAGAGCAGUCAAAGAAUUGAUGAAAGCCGGUAUCAAGGUGAACAACUCCUUGCUUGCCAAAAUCAAACAUGCCGUCGACGAAGGGUACCUGAACGAGUUCCUCAUCACCGUCAAGGAGAAGGUGAAAACAGACCGUCGAGCCUGA